ACCUUCACUCUGAGUCCCUAGGCGUCAUCCCUUCGCUGCCCACCCCUGUCCACAACCAAGCUGUCAUCUGAGGCCUAGGAUUGCCAAUCUGCCACCAUUGUCCUGGAGUCUCCAGCAAUUCAGGGUUAAUCUCUAAUUAAGGGUUAUGUCAUGGGACGAACCUCCAGGAAUACGUCCAACCAAAACUGGCCACCCGAGCUGGGGGUGAUUGGAACGGCGGUGGGUGGAAGCGAUGGCACAUUGGCAUGUCUCAGCCAGCGGAGAUCAGGUCAGCCAAGAAGAUAUGACUUCCUGGAGGUAAAGGGAGAUGGGAGGUGACCAAAAGGGGGGUGACUGAAAUGCAGCAGCUGAUGGGAAGAUUUUACCCACCCGCAGCCACACGUACAAUUUGGUGGAGUCGCUUCGGACAGAUGACUCAAAAUUACCCCAAAUCCCCAUCACAGCUACCUGCAACCUGACAGCUCCCCCGAAUAUCGCUAGCCAGCAGUUUGGUGUAGCUAUCGGCCAACCAUUCAAGGUCGUGCCGGUAAGGACAGGUGUGGUUAGAAAUGUCUCGUGACAGAGCCGAUGAAAAUGACGUGGAAAAUUGACAGGGCUGGAUUGCCGACCCAGGGUGGGAAUUCACACCCGUUGGCCCCCUGGUUUGAGAACAGAGCAGGGAUUGGUGGCCCAGUGUAGGAUGCAGCCCUGGCUGGGGAGCUGCUCCUGGGGACCAUCACCAAGCCAGGAUGGUCCAGGAGAUGCCAGCUGCUGCUGUGCUGACCCCUGCGCCAGGGCAGCCGGGUGGGGUAUCAGACCAGAUGCCCCAGCUCUAAACACGCCAACUGCCCCUGUCUAAGUAAGGGGAAUCCUCCUCAAUCAUACGCAGUACAGGGGCUAAGAGACACAGAUGAAUGAGGAUGAUUCUAGGGGGCAGUGGGAUGCCUGCACACACACACACACCAGCCUGUCCCUCACACAGUGAAUAGCACAUGCUCAAACACACGCACACAUAUCCGGCCCUUGUCCCCCGGCCUCUCGCUGCAGCCAUCUCAGACGAUGACCACAAAACUUUCCACCGCCCCCUGGGGCUGAUGCUUCCGGAGGAUGCUGAGGCUGAGCUGAGCUGGCCCCACAGAGCCGCCCAGAAAGCGGGGACCAUGGAGCAGCUGCCAGCCCUGAGCACCGUCCUCUGCACUGUCCUCCUCAUCCCCAUCGGGGGAGCAGGUCUCAGAGUCCUUCAGAGCCCUGCUGACCUCCGAGCAUCCCCCGGUGAGACCGUGACACUUAACUGCUCCUUCGAGAACACACAGGGCAGCAUGGCCAAAGCGACCUGGACCAGAGCACCCAGAGUUGUGCUGGAUUCUGCCCAUCCCUUCUACAGGGGGCGGCUCAGUAUGUCCCACCUGGAUCUGCUCCAGAAAGGGGAGGCCACUCUGACCCUGUCGGAGCUGGAGCUGCGGGACUCUGGUCUCUAUCAGUGUCACAUCAGCAUCCGCAAGGGAGAGAGCGGGACGGGAGCGGGCACCGAGCUGCUGGUGACGGGGAGAAACCAGAGUGACACAGAUAAAGUACCAGCCCCCUCAGGGAGCUGCGCCCGGGAGCUCCUGUACCAGGUCACCAUCGCCCUGGGGCUCCUUCUCAUCCUUGGCCUGGUGGCCACCCUCCUCCUGAAGAGACACCGAGCCCCACCCCACUCGCAGCCCCGCCAGCGGCAGCCGAAGGGCCAGGGCAGCCAGGCGGCUGCGGAGAGCGAGAGCCUGCACUACGCAGAGAUUAAAAUCCAGACCCCAGGACGCAGGGACCACACGUCCAACCACUCCCAGCAGCGCUGAGUCCCUCACACCCAGAGCCACGCAACCACGAGGGAAUUCCCCACAGGAGGAGACCCUCACAGGGUUUGCGGGACAGCAGAAGAAAACUAUUGGCGUGAAGGUCCAUGUGAACCCCAACAAAACCCAACUUGCCCUCUGUACGGCAGGGAAUAAUCUACUAGGGCAUGGUCUUACCCUCAGGAAAUGCCUUCUCCCGGUGCCUCCUGAAGUACUGUAUAUAUCACGCCCCUGUGCGUUAUUUCCCUGGCCUCUCCGGAGUGAUUGCAACGCCUCCCUAUGGAGCAUGAUCAGUAGGGGUAAUUAACACAGUAUUUAGUCCCUCUUCCUAACUGAGCACAAAGGGAAACCCUAGCCCACCUCAGCAUCGUGUGGGCGGUGGAAUCUGUCUAAAUGACCAGAGUGACAGCUCCAGCCAGCUGGAGUUGCUCAA
This is a messenger RNA of Chelonoidis abingdonii (Abingdon island giant tortoise), 2244 nucleotides long. The record is from RefSeq and is a predicted model, not a curated record. Lineage: Eukaryota; Metazoa; Chordata; Testudines; Testudinidae.